CACGAACGUGUGAGCGUGCUCGCAGCCAGCGCCCCAGACAAUGUACCAUCUCUUUAAAUCAAUAUAUCUGCAUGCGACAAGUAAAGAAGAGUACUCCAUCCUCCUCCUCGGCCUCGACAAUGCCGGCAAAACUACCCUUCUCGAACAGAUAAAAGCAAACUACACCUCUCUGAACCCAAACCUCAAAACCGUUCCAACUGUCGGCCAAAACGUAGCCACCGUCUCGCUUCCUCCUCCCAACCCACCUAUCUACCUCAAGAUAUGGGACGUCGGCGGCCAACAUAGCCUGCGCGGGCUCUGGCAAUCAUACUACUCGUCCUGCCACGCCAUCGUCUUUGUCAUCGACUCUUCGGACGUCGGGAACGCCACCCUCGCAGAUCUAGGCAGCGGUUUGCAUGAGGACAAUGGCAGGUUAGAAGAGUGCAGACUGGUGCUGGAGAGCGUAUUGCACAACGAGGACGCGUCGGGUGUGCCAAUACUCGUGUUGGCGAAUAAGCAGGAUAGGGAGGAUUGCGUGGAGGUUGUGAGGAUCAAGGAGGGGUUCGUGAGGAAGGUGUUUGAGGGGGAAAAGGGCGGGAACGUGAGGGAUAGUAGGGUGUUACCGUGCAGUGCAUUGACUGGGACGGGCGUUCAGGAGGCGGUCGAGUGGUUGUGCUCUAGAGUGAGGUGGAAUAAGGAGGCUAGGCCGCCGGUCAUGCGAUAGCUGGGGAGGAUGGGAAAGCGGAGUUCGGGAAAUGGAUAUGUAGGCGAUAUACCCUCGAUUCUGUAUGCUUGCAUCUCAUGGCUUUCGGAAAUGAAAUACUGC
Messenger RNA from Trematosphaeria pertusa, 805 nucleotides. RefSeq names its product ADP-ribosylation factor 6. Gene Ontology annotation, cellular component: Golgi apparatus. The record is from RefSeq and is a predicted model, not a curated record. The coding region runs from base 41 to 703 and encodes 220 amino acids. Gene Ontology annotation, molecular function: GTP binding; GTPase activity. The transcript has 2 exons. Lineage: Eukaryota; Fungi; Ascomycota; Dothideomycetes; Pleosporales; Trematosphaeriaceae. Gene Ontology annotation, biological process: protein localization to organelle; intracellular protein transport; Golgi to plasma membrane protein transport.